This is a messenger RNA of Rhineura floridana, 948 nucleotides long. RefSeq names its product olfactory receptor 14I1-like. The record is from RefSeq and is a predicted model, not a curated record. The transcript has a single exon. NCBI's taxonomy places the organism in Eukaryota, Metazoa, Chordata, Lepidosauria, Squamata, Rhineuridae. Gene Ontology annotation, molecular function: odorant binding; olfactory receptor activity; G protein-coupled receptor activity. Gene Ontology annotation, biological process: G protein-coupled receptor signaling pathway. Bases 1 to 948 code for a protein of 315 amino acids. Gene Ontology annotation, cellular component: membrane.
AUGAACAACAUUACUUCCAUGUCCACGUUUCUACUGCGGGAAUUCUCAGAACUACAGGAACUACGAAUCUUAUACCUUUUUCUUUUCCUAACAUUGUACUUGACAACCAUGAUAGGGAAUCUUCUCAUCAUUGUUGCAGUAGCCCUUGACCAUCACCUUCAUACACCAAUGUACUUUUUCCUAACAAAUUUGGCAAUGAUGGAUAUUGGCUCUGUUUCUGUCAUCAUACCCAAAUCCCUAGCAAAUUCCAUGAUGAAGAGUAGGUCAAUUUCUUACUGUGGGUGUGUGGCUCAAGUGUUCUUUUACCUCUUCUUUGCAACCUCAGGUGUUGCCAUUUUAACAGUAAUGGCACAUGAUCGCUAUGUCGCCAUCUGCAACCCACUCCAAUAUGAAAGAAUUAUGCACAAAGGAGCAUGCCUUCAGAUGGCAGCAGUUGUGUUGAUUAUUAGUCUUCUUUAUUCCAUGUUACACACUAGUAGCACCUUUGCAAACACCUUCUGUUCUAAUGCUGUCAAUCAGUUCUUCUGUGAAAUCCCAACAUUACUGAAGCUCUCAUGCUCUGACUUUUACUUAGGUGAAGUUGGGCUUCUUCUGCUAGGCUGCAUUAUAGGACUGGGUUGCUUUAUUUACAUCACCAUAACAUACUUGCAGAUCUUUUCUACAGUGCUCAGAAUUCCUUCUCUCCAUGGUCAGAAAAAAGCCCUCUCCACUUGCCUUCCCCACCUCAUUGUUGUCUCUGUGUUUCUCCUAAGUGCAGCCUUUGCCUAUGCAAGGCCUCCCACUGAAUCUUCUUCUGAGCUGGAUAUAGCUUUUGCUGUGAUAUAUACUCUAAUUCCACCCAUGCUGAAUCCAUUCAUCUACAGCAUGAGGAACAAAGACAUUAAGACUGCUUUGUGGAAACUCUUAGAUGUUGGGCAUUCUCCUAAGACUAUGUUUAGAGGUCUAUAA